AUUUGGCCACAGCCACCAUUUCUUUUCAAGUCACGUUGAUCGUAGCAUGUUUGAAGUCUGUUUGUUUAGGUUUUAGAUUCUUGAAACAUUUCGUCUUAUACAGUUUACAUUUGAUAUUUCACUAUUAUUUUUUAACUUAAAACGAUAAGACUGGAUAUAAUAUGCCUAGAAAUAACAAAAAGCAGAUCUUACAUUGGUUUAGAAAAGGACUUAGGCUUCACGACAACCCAGCACUAAAAGAGGCUUUAAAAGGAGCCGAUACAUAUCGAUGUGUGUACAUUUUAGACCCUUGGUUUGCUGGAUCUACUCAAGUCGGCAUUGCUAAGUGGAGAUUUUUGCUGCAGUGUUUAGAAGAUUUAGAUGCUGCAUUAAGGAAACUGAACUCUCGACUUUUUGUCAUUAGAGGACAACCAACAGAUGUCUUCCCUAGAAUAUUUAGGGAAUGGAACAUCACAACUUUGUCCUUUGAGGAGGAUCCAGAACCAUUUGGUAAAGAAAGGGAUGCUGCUAUAAGACAUUUAGCCAAGGAAGCCGGUGUAGAAGUCAUUGUCAGAACCUCACAUACAUUAUAUGAAUUACAAAAGAUAAUAAGCUUUAAUAAUGGUGUACCUCCUCUCACAUACAAACGAUUCCAAGCUAUUCUUUCAAAGAUGGACCCACCCAAACAGCCAGAAGACACAAUCACUAGACAAUUCAUUGGUCAUACCAAAACACCAAUUUCAGAAGAUCAUGAUGACAAGUUUGGUGUACCAUCACUUGAAGAACUAGGUUUUGACACCGAAGGUCUUGGACCAACAAUCUUCAGAGGUGGUGAAACAGAAGCAUUAGCCAGAUUAGAGAGACAUUUGGAGAGAAAGGCAUGGGUUGCCAGUUUUGAGAAGCCAAAAAUGACCACACAGUCACUGUUUCCAAGUCAGACAGCAUUAAGUCCCUACCUGAGGUUUGGUUGUUUGUCUUCCCGAACUCUUUACUGGAAGCUGAGGGAAUUGUUUAGAAAGGUGAAGAAACGGAGUGAUCCACCGUUAUCGUUACAUGGGCAGUUGCUAUGGAGAGAGUUCUUUUAUUCUGCUGCAACAAAUAAUCCCAACUUUGACCAGAUGGUAGAUAAUCCAAUAUGUGUACAGGUUCCAUGGGAUAAAAAUCCAGAAGCAUUAGCAAAAUGGGCAGAGGGCAAAACAGGGUUUCCAUGGAUAGAUGCAAUAAUGACACAGUUACGACAGGUGGGAUGGAUACAUCAUCUUGCACGACAUUCUGUUGCAUGUUUCCUGACUAGAGGUGACCUGUGGAUAUCAUGGGAGGAAGGCAUGAAGGUUUUUGAUGAGUUAUUAUUAGAUGCUGAUUGGAGUGUGAAUGCAGGGACGUGGAUGUGGUUAUCAUGUAGUUCAUUUUUUCAACAAUUUUUCCAUUGUUAUUGUCCUGUUGGGUUUGGUAGACGAGCUGAUCCCAGUGGUGACUUCAUCAGAAAAUAUUUACCAGUGCUUAAGGCUUUUCCACCAAAAUACAUCUAUGAGCCCUGGAAUGCUCCAGAAAGUGUACAGAAAGCUGCUAAAUGUAUCAUUGGCAAAGACUAUCCAUUACCAAUGGUGAAUCAUGCUGAAGUCAGUAAAGUUAACACUGAAAGAAUGAAACAGGUUUAUCAGCACUUGGCUUUGAGAGCAUCAGCUGCUGCAUCUAUCCCAAAGCCGUUACAUGAAGAGUUCGCCAAGCAUGGUAAAGGUCACAAGUCUGGUAACCAUCCAUCCAAAAUGCCAAUGAUGGCUGGUGGAAAUAAUUAUACACACAGUCUAACAUCGGAGGAAAAUCAGCCGCAACAGUUCAGAGGUUAUAACAUGACAACUAAUUGAACAAUUGUAUUCUGAAGUUUGUAGUUCUGAUGACGACUAAUUGAAUAAUUCCGAUACUUCUGAAGUUUGUGGAUCUGAUUACAACACAACAACUAAUAGAACAAUUCCGAUACUUCUGAAGUUUGUGGCUCUGAUUACAACACAACAACUAAUAGAACAAUUCCGAUACUUCUGAAGUUUGUGGUUCUGAUUACAACACAACAACUAAUAGAACAAUUCCGAUACUUCUGAAGUUUGUAAUUUUGAUUACAAUAUGAUAACUAAUAGAACAAUUCCAGUACUUGUGAAGAAAACAAAUGUGACGAGAGGAAUGAAUAAUGUACAGUUAGAAAUGCUGUUCAACUCUAGGGGCAUCAAAUGUACCAUCUGUUUUUAUUCUGUGUAUAUAUAUAUAUAUUAUAUUUACAUUAGUAUAAAUUGUCUUUUUCUUUCAAAACUAUGAAAUUGGCAGAAUAUUAUACAGCAUCUUGUAUAAUGUCGUAGAUAUAUUUUAAAAUUGAUUGCCUCUUUUUGUAGUGAUAUUAGAGUGUGAAAGCAUUGUCAAAGGUACAUUUUUCCAAAGCGCAGAAGCUUAUUACACUUUAAACGGGCAAAUGUGUAAAGCUUUAACAAUCCUAAAAAACUACAAAAAAUAUGCAUAUGAAACCUAUAAUUUCAUUGUAAUUCCAAAAUUAGGAAAUCAUGAGUUGAUUUAAGUGUAGCGUUUAUUUUGUUGAAAAUAUUCCUGUCUUGUAAUCAUGGAUAGCACAGGGAUGUUGCAUUAUAUUCUGGUAUGAAACCUGGCUUUAAAGAGGCAUUAGGCCAAAAAAAAAUAUAUGUCUGUUUACGGUUACCCGACCUACCCUACUUUUGAGCGCCGACCCUUAGUCAUUUUAUUUCCGUCGUAAAGUGAAAAAUAAACUGAACUCGUGUCAAAAGCGAAGUAAGUGUUGCAAAUGAUAUAAAUCAAUUGCCUGAUACAUCCCAAUGUUCACAAUCGUGAAUAUGACAGCUGUUUUAAAUAAAUUCGCAACUCGUGUGAUGAAAUAAACACUUUGCUGCCAUUUUUUUCCAAGGGAAAUAAUCCAAUCAUCAAAAAUACAGGUAAACUUGGCCCAUGAUCAACUCUGACCAUGACAAGUCGAAACGGCAUGACUCAAAAUCAUGUCACAAAAAAUAAAAUGAAAAAAUAAAAUAAAAUGAAAAUACCGACCUACCUACCCUAUAUUUUUAAAGUAUGUAACCUUAAACAGACAUAUAUUUUUUUUUGGCCUUAGCUACAAUUUAAACAAAUAAUGAAAAUAAAAAUUUUUGGUUUUAAACAUUUACAAAAGCAGAAUAUUGAAAUGAUAUUUUGCUAUUAGCAGUCAGUUUGGUACAAUUUUGUCAAAAUAAGCUCAAAAAAAUUGCUGUUGUAUUUUUUGCUUGCAAGUCAAUAAUUCAACUGCAUUUGAAUCUGUAUUCAUGCAACCUUUAAUUAGGCUGUAUAUCAAUUGGCAGUCUUCGGAAGUCAUCACAAUGGUUAAUUAGAUGGUAUCUAGUCUGAAAUAUGCACGAAAAGCUGAUAAAUUAUAAUGAGGCCAUGCAUUGUAAAUUGUUCCUUUUGGACUUUUUAGUUAUUUGGACAUACGUUAUAGUAUGUUCUAGUAAACAUUAGAAAUUGUGUUAAAUUGAUAAUCAUAAAUUUGACAGCUAAUGCCCUUUUUAACACGACAUGACUGCUAUCUGACAUACUGUUAGAUUAUUUACUAUCCCAGAAAAAUGAUAUGUUGAUCUAAAGUGUACAGAACAUGAAAAUAACUGACUAGCAUGUAAAUCUACUAAGAUCUAUGUAUAUUUAAUAAUUUAUCAUUGCAUAUAGAAUUUGGCUUGUGGUCAUUUUAUGUUUACCCACAUAUAUUUUAUAAGUCUAGUAUGGAAAGAGUCUUAUAUACAUACAUGUUUUUACUCUUGUUUUAUGAAAAAUGCAUAUGUUUUGGUUUGUUGAUCAAGAAAAUUUUAAACAUUAUUUAUAUAAUUGUUGUUAGACAGAUAAAUGUGCUCCUGCGCAAACUUAGUUUCGUAGAAAAAGGUUUCCACAAAAAUUGCUACUUUAACAAAAUGAAAAUCAGUUUUAUUAAUAUAUUAUAUACAUGAUUGAAUACCUGUCAACAAUCUUAGUUAAGUGCUUCAAUUUAAGACCAUAGUUAAUUCAUAAAUGUACACCAGUUCAAAUUUCUGUAUGUGUAUUAAUUCAUAAAUUUACAACUGUUCACACUUCUGUAUGGGUAUCUAUUUAUAAAUUUACAACUAUUCACAUAUAUGUAUGGGUAUCUUUGACAUGGUCAGAUGUUACUCACAUGUUGUAUUUUAUUAUGUUGUGGUUAAAAAACAACAACACACUUGUUAUAGUUGAAUAAAAUAAUAAGUUAUUAA
This is a messenger RNA of Mytilus californianus (California mussel), 4238 nucleotides long. RefSeq names its product cryptochrome-1-like. Lineage: Eukaryota; Metazoa; Mollusca; Bivalvia; Mytilida; Mytilidae. Bases 162 to 1844 code for a protein of 560 amino acids. Gene Ontology annotation, biological process: negative regulation of DNA-templated transcription; circadian regulation of gene expression; entrainment of circadian clock by photoperiod. Gene Ontology annotation, cellular component: nucleus; cytoplasm. The transcript has 11 exons. The record is from RefSeq and is a predicted model, not a curated record. Gene Ontology annotation, molecular function: FAD binding; DNA binding.